Molecule: messenger RNA, 945 nt
Organism: Lutra lutra (Eurasian river otter)
Lineage: Eukaryota; Metazoa; Chordata; Mammalia; Carnivora; Mustelidae
Product: olfactory receptor 143-like
Exons: 1
Coding region: 13-945 (310 amino acids)
Biological process (GO): sensory perception of smell; G protein-coupled receptor signaling pathway
Cellular component (GO): membrane
Molecular function (GO): odorant binding; olfactory receptor activity; G protein-coupled receptor activity
Source: RefSeq, a predicted model, not a curated record
GCCCUGCAGAUAAUGGCUACGGAAAAUGGCUCUUCAGUGACAGAGUUCAUUCUGGUAGGACUAACAGAUCAGUCUCAACUCCAGUUACCCCUUUUCUUUCUCUUCUUCCUGAACUAUGUUGUCACUGUGGUAGGGAAUCUGAGCUUAAUUACUCUAAUUUGCCUGAAUUCUCACUUGCAUACUCCCAUGUACUUUUUCAUCUUCAACUUAUCCUUCAUAGAUCUCUGCCACUCCUUGGUCAUUACUCCUAAAAUGCUGAUGAACUUUGUAUCAGAGCAGAAUAUCAUCUCCUUUACAGAAUGCAUGACUCAGCUGUUUUUUUUCUGUUUCUUUGUCCAUUCUGAGUGCUACGUGUUGACAGCCAUGGCCUAUGAUCGCUAUGUGGCCAUCUGUAAACCCUUGCUGUACACAGUUACCAUGUCUCCUCAGGUCUGUUCUCUGCUGAUGUUUGGUUCUUAUGUGAUGGGGUUUGCUGGUGCCAUGAUCCACACAGGGGACAUGGUCAGAUUGUCCUUUUGUGAUUUGAACACCAUCAACCAUUACAUGUGUGACAUCUUCCCCCUCCUCCAGGUCUCCUGCAGCAAUACCUUUGCCAGUGAGCUGGUAGAUUCCAUUGUUGUAAGUACAGUGGUCAUAAUAUCCAGCUUCAUUAUUUUCAUUUCGUAUGCUCUAAUACUUUCCAGUGUCCUCCAUGUCUCAUCAGCUCGGGAUUGGUCCAAAGCCUUCAGCACCUGUGGCUCUCACAUAGUGACUGUUAGUCUGUUCUAUGGAUCUGGGUUGUUCACACAUCUCAAGACCUCUCCUGCUGGUUCUAUGGGCCAGGGGAAGUUCUUCUCAGUAUUUUACACUAAUAUAGUACCCAUGUUGAAUCCUCUCAUCUAUAGUCUAAGGAACAAAGAUGUCAAAUGUGCUCUGAAAAAAACGCUGAAGAGAAUUGCAAAUUAA